Molecule: messenger RNA, 1246 nt
Organism: Puntigrus tetrazona (Sumatra barb)
Lineage: Eukaryota; Metazoa; Chordata; Actinopteri; Cypriniformes; Cyprinidae
Gene: hsd17b10
Product: hydroxysteroid (17-beta) dehydrogenase 10
Exons: 6
Coding region: 74-883 (269 amino acids)
Biological process (GO): androgen metabolic process; estrogen metabolic process; fatty acid metabolic process
Cellular component (GO): mitochondrion
Molecular function (GO): estradiol 17-beta-dehydrogenase [NAD(P)+] activity
Source: RefSeq, a predicted model, not a curated record
CAAAUUAACUGCAAGCCAAUCGGCUUGGAGGGCGUCAUCGCGUGCGUAUCUCUGAUUGGCCAGCGGAGCGCCGAUGCCCAAGCCGUUGCAGCGUGUGAACAUGGCGAACAUCAGAAGUGUCAAGGGGAUGGUAGGUCUGGUGACCGGAGGGGCCUCUGGUUUGGGCAAAGCCACUGUGGAGCGGCUCAUCAGUCAGGGGGCCAGCGCUGUGAUCCUGGACCUGCCCAGCUCAGAUGGACACAAGGUGGCUGCUGCUCUCGGAGACCGAUGUGCAUUUGCCCCUACUGAUGUCACGUCGGAGGCAGAUGUAAGAUCGGCUGUGGAUUUGGCCAAGGGGAAGUAUGGUAAAGUGGACUUGGCGGUGAACUGUGCUGGGAUAGCUGUGGCUUUGAAAACAUACAACUUUUCGAAGAACAUUCCUCACAGUCUGGAGGACUUCACUCGUGUUAUCACUGUGAACAUUGCUGGGACUUUUAAUGUGAUCAGAUUGGCUGCCGGGGAGAUGGGAAAGAACGAGCCUGAUGCGGAUGGACACAGAGGCUGUAUCAUCAACACAGCCAGCGUUGCUGCUUAUGAUGGACAGGUGGGUCAAGCUGCUUACUCUGCAUCUAAAGGUGGGAUUGUGGGUAUGACGCUUCCUAUUGCUCGAGACCUAGCACCAGUGGGAAUCCGUGUGGUCACCAUCGCCCCAGGUCUGUUCUCCACCCCACUUCUAGCAGGAUUACCUGAGAAAGUGCGAAGCUUCCUUGCCAGACAGGUGCCCUUCCCGUCGCGUCUAGGAGAUCCAGCUGAGUUUGCUCACCUCGUGACCGCAAUAGCAGAAAACCCCAUGAUCAAUGCUGAGGUGAUUCGCUUGGACGGAGCCAUCCGCAUGCAACCCUGAGAGGAAAAAGGAAAUGGGUGAAAUAUCCAAAACUGCUCUGUGACCUAAAACUGAAGACCUAACCGUACUAAGCUUCUUUUUUUUUUUUUAGCAGUUGAGAUACUUUGUAUCUGAGUGGAAGUGCUACCACUCCUGUGAGUGGAAAUCUUGUAGAUUUUUCAACUCUUGAGUCACGUAUUUAUAUACUGACUGCACUUCUGUGCCUGGGGAGGUACUAAUGAUUGAUGUGUCUACAUAGAAAAUGCAUUUGUGCAAUCAAAGUUGCACAGGAGUCGUGCAUGUCUCUGGUAUCCACAUAUCCUUUUGUGUAAAAUACUGGAUAAUUAUUGAAAUUAAAAUAUUAUUCAUACAAUUCAAAUGAAA